Messenger RNA from Talaromyces stipitatus ATCC 10500, 4381 nucleotides. RefSeq lists its product as uncharacterized. The record is from RefSeq and is a predicted model, not a curated record. The transcript is spliced from 2 exons. Gene Ontology annotation, molecular function: zinc ion binding; nucleic acid binding. Gene Ontology annotation, biological process: DNA integration. Bases 1 to 4038 code for a protein of 1345 amino acids. Lineage: Eukaryota; Fungi; Ascomycota; Eurotiomycetes; Eurotiales; Trichocomaceae.
AUGUCUGCCUCUAACACCUUUACCUCUGGUGAAAAGCUCCCAAUCCUCGACUACUCCAAUUGGGUUGAUUGGAGUGAAUACUGGCAAGAUCAUCUUAUCCUCUACGACCUAUGGCAGUACGUCGAUCCAACAUCUACAGUGACGGUGCCACCCCCUACGACCAAUGUCAAUCGAGAUAUUGCUAAAACGUUAACCGAAAACCUUACCAAAAUCCGUCAACAUGUGUCCCCUGAAUGUCGCAAGCUCCUAGUUGGCCAUACAAACCCAAGAGACCUCUGGUCCUCACUCAAGGCUGGCUGCGACCGCGGGACAACUCUCCCAUUAAUUGCUCAAUACGAAUCAUUCCACAACAACAAGUGGGAGCCAAAGGAUACCAUUUCUACCUACACAAGUCGUUUCCGCAAUAUCUUUCUUUCCUUGGAAAACACCUCUUACAAAAUCCAUCGAGAUAUAGCCGUUCACAUCCUCGUGGAUCGACUCCCUGACUGUUACAAAACUGAAGGUCAAACGGCAAAACAAUUGAACCUUCCCUUCAUUGAAACAGUGACCUACCUGCUUGCCAAUAUUAAAGAUUCCUCUUCUGAAGGAGACAACACGUCUGGCCAAGCCCUAGUAACUCGAGGCCGUCGUCCGAACCGCAGAACAAGCUCUCGGAACCUCCGUAAUGGAGGCAAUAACUCAAAUUCAAACCGUCGUGAACGAUCAAAUCGAAAUUCUCGGAAUAAGCGACUUAUCUGUAACUGGUGCAAACGAGAGGGCCACUACGAGCGUGACUGUCAUAUUCGACAACAGCAACUAGACUCUGGCGCUGCAAAGCUUGACAGAGGUCGUGCCUACUUAGUUCAACAGCCAAGCAAGGGAUCUGGUACUCAACAUCUCAAGUUGGGCUUAUAUUCUAGUCCUCAACGUCUGGUUCGUACCAAAAUUGACAGAGAACUGCUGUCCUUGCAGCUCCUUGAUCGAGCUGGCUACUCUACUCUUAUUGAAAAUGGCAUUGUCUACAUACGGCAGCAAGGCGACUCAAAUUCCGCAUGGUUUCAACUAGCCAAUUCGAAGCAUGGAGAUCUUUAUCGAAUGCAUAUAAGUCCUGCAUUUCUAGUGAAUGCCCCACGAGCUCUCCGUACAAGAGAAUUCAGUACACUCAGGCUAUGGCAUAAUCGCCUAGGCCACCGAAAUUUUCGAUCAGUGGGAGAUCUCAUGAACUUAUCUGUGCCGCGUCAACCACCUACAUGCACAGCGUGCCUACAAGGUAAAAUGAAGGCAGAUUCGCACCCUCCUGUGCUUGAACGUUGCAGCAAGUCAUUCGACCGCGUGCAUGCCGACCUUAUCCCCUUGGACAGUAUCUCCCUUGGUGGAUCUAAGUAUAUGUUACUACUGGUUGAUGAUUACACUCGCUACGCAUGGUGUUACUUUGCCUCAAGCAAGAAUGUUCCUGCAAUUACGCCUCUCCUACAAGGAUUCAUAAACUUGGUCCUAACUCAAUUCAAUGCUGUAAUCAAGUCAUGGCGAACUGAUGGCGGUACUGGUGAAUUCAUAAAUAGCAUGGUCAAAGAAAUAAAUCGCCAAUACGGAAUACUUCACCAAAUCUCUACAUCUGGUGUCAAGCAACAGAAUGGUGUACUGGAACGACGAGUUCAGACAAUCAAGAAUAUGGAACGCUCUAUGAGAGCUGGUGCUGGUGUCCUAGAUGACUACCGACUACAAGCUGAGUCCCUGGCCACCUCGGUAUUUCUAACUAACAUCCUGCCAUCCACUACUCUAGGCAAUAUAUCCCCACACCUUCUUUUAUAUAAGAAGCAACCACCUCUUACUACCUUGAAGCCCUGGGGAUGCCUCGUCUGGAUACACCUUCGAAAGGAGCACCGCAGCUCGAGCUCUGAUCCUCGCUGCAGGCCAGCCAUGAUGGUAGGCUAUAUACAAGACUCAAAGUCUAUUUAUAAAUGUCUUGAUCUUCAUACUCUGCAAACAAGCAAUCACUCUGAAAUCAAGUUUGAUGAAGACCUUUUCCCUGGUCCAUGGCUCAAACGCCCUGCCGGUUUUAAACCGUCUAUUGCACAUAAAAGAAAUCCGCCUGGUUCAGCGGUCGAUACUGUACUUGGUCAGUCAGUACCGGGAGCGCUUCCCAAUGUAUCAAGCGUACCAUUUUCCUCGAUGAACCCCUUCUGGCUGCAGCAAUCCCAACCACCUGCAGAUCCUGUGAACCCGGAAGAUCCUGCAAAGCCAGUAGAUCCUAUGGAACUAGCAGAUGUAGCCCAAAGGGCAUUGGACUCCCCCCAGUCCCUGGCACUCCGAAUGGACAGCCAGCCCAUCUACAACCCACGAGGAAGCGUUGUAUUUGGCACCUGCGUCAAAAUCCAUGAGCACGAUACUACUAGGGAGCUUGUGGAAGCCGCUUUGAUCGUGCAAGGCAUGGAGUCGCUCUCCUGCCCACCCUGGCAAACAGCAGAGAGGAUCCAAACAGACCACAAUGGAGAUCCUCUCUCCUAUUCGGAUGCCUUGCUCCAGGAUCCGAUUAGGUGGCCACCAGCAGUGCAAGAAGAACUGAAAUCUCAUGAAGAGAAUGGAACUUGGAUAGUUCAAGAGAUCAGUCAGAUGCCAAAAGGGUGUAAGCCGAUCCCCGGCAAGUGGGUAUUCAAGCGUAAACCGAGUCCUGAUGAAGGCAUUCGCUAUAAGGCACGAUUGGUGAUUAAGGGAUUCCUCCAACGCUUUGGAGUAGACUUCAUGGAAACUUAUGCCCCAACUGCCUCAUUAGCUGCAUUCCGACUCCUGGUGGCAAUAGCUGUGCACAAUGGCUGGUCCUUACGCAAUCUUGAUAUUAUUACCGCUUUUCUAAAUGGCGAUAUAGACUCUGAAGUCUAUAUGGGGAUACCAGAAGGCAUGGAUUUAGAUCCAAAGAAAUAUGUUUUGAAACUGCGCCGGUCUCUGUAUGGACUUAAACAAGCUCCGCGCAUCUGGUGGGAUAGGAUGACCUCAUUCCUAUUGAAAGCAGGCUUCUAUCAGUGCGAUGCUGAGCCAGCUAUAUUCAUUCGCAGCCUGGAUAACAAAUUCCUCAUACUCCUCCUAUUUGUCGAUGACAUCCUGCUAACUGGUGACCAGGACGCAAUUGAAGAAUUCGUCAAAGAAUGCUGCAAUGAAUUUAAAACUCGAGAUAUAGGAACACCUAGGCGCUUCUUAGGCAUCCAUAUUGAACAUCGGAAUGGCAAAGUGAUAUUGCAUCAGAAGGCAUAUAUACAGCGAAUUCUCGAGCGCUUCAACGCACCCACGAAUCCUGUUGCAACUCCACUUGAUCCCAAGCACCCACUUGUUGAGGCAACUGAUGCAGAAAGUCUAAACGAAACAGAUGCUUUAGAAUACCGUGCUGCAGUGGGAGCGCUAAUCUAUCUCAUGAUUUGUACGAGACCUGAUCUUGCAUUUGCACUUUCUCGCCUCUCCAAAUUUGUGCAGAAACCAGGUAUAAAGCAUGCCGCAGCGCUCAAGCGUGUACUCAGGUAUCUGGCUGGCACCCAGAACCUGGGCAUCGCCUACUGCAAAUCAUACUCCAAUGACUCAGUCUUAUAUGGCUACAGCGACUCUGACUUUGCCGCUGAUUUGAAUAACCGACGUUCAACUUCCGGUUUCAUAUUCCUUUUGAAUGGCGGCCCAAUAUCAUGGAAAUCAAAACAGCAAUCUUUAGUUACCAGCUCAACUCAUGAUGCUGAGUAUGUUGGACUGGCAACUGCAUCAUAUGAGGUUAUCUGGCUUCGGAAACUCAUUCUCGCUAUCCUGCCUCAGUAUGCAGAACAUACGAUGCCUUCCAACACAAUUCAUUGUGAUAACCAAGGCGCCAUUGCAACUGCGAAUCAACCUAGUCAUUCGCCCUCUACUAGGUCAAAACAUAUCGAUAUCCGUUUCCACGUUAUACGCGAGGCUAUCGCAAAUGGCCUUAUUCGUCUGGAGUAUAUUCGUACAACAGAAAUGACGGCCGAUAUAUUGACGAAAGCACUACCGAAGGAAUUGCAUGAACGUCAUGUAAAAGGAAUGGGAAUGGAAUCGAUAUGACAUGUACCUGAACUGGCCUGGUUUCCUCCAUGAUUUUUCAUCCCACAGGGUUUUGCAUGGAGGUUUUCCCCCAGGACUGCCUGUAUAUACUCUUUUUUUUUCCUUCUCUUCUUUUCUCACUCUCUCUCCUUUCCCCAUUAAAAUCACCCGUGAUCUAGUGGGAGGAACCUAGCCGAUCUGACGCCUUUGGUGAGAUCCCGGAUGAGUGGGAGUGUCAGCGUGCUACACCCGUGGAUCUCCCUCCGGCGCGGAUCAACUAUGCUCCGAGAGUCAUGUGACCUCCGUAAAGGGGUCAGCGCAGCUGUAGUUAGCUUAGAUAACCAAUAACAACAACCAACACAUU